AUGGCUGCCAUUAUUCCAACAAGGAAAGAUAUUAGAGAAGCUAUCUCUGAAGGUCUUAAAUCUUUUCCAGACGUCGAGGAACUGAAGCCUGAGCAGGUUUUAAUCGUUGAGAAUGUUGUCCUUAAAAAGGAUGUGUUUGCAGCUUUGCCCACCGGAUUCGGUAAAAGCCUGACUUUUCAGAUCUUGCCUAGCGUUUGUAAAGCUUUAUUUUACCGGGGAUUUGACAUGCCUUCAUUGCCAGUGGUAAUUGUGGUUUCCCCUUUAAGCUCAAUCGUGAAAGACCAGGUUACAUACUUGAGGUCACACGGCUUUGAAGCUGCCUUCAUUGGAGAAAGUGCUAAACAAGAUAAUGAUAUUUUCGAGGGCAAGAUUAAAUGUCACUUUUUAUAUGGAAGCCCAGAGUCAUUUGUUGGGGACACAAAGUUCCGGGAAAUGUUUUCACAGCAGCAUUACAGGCAGAAUGUUGUGGCCGUUGUCUGUGACGAAGUUCACACUGUUGUACACUGGUAAGAAACUUAAAGCGUUAUUUGUUUCAUAUUUAUUCUUGAAAUCUGCUUAAUGCAAUAAUAAUUAUUGCAUUAGAUUGAGUGAAAUAAUGCUUUUUAGCUGUAAACUGAUGUCAAAAAUUUCUGUUAUUACUAACUCACUGUAAAGAGGAAACAUUCUCUCAUGAGUGACAUGACAGAUGUACAGUAUAGUUGUUAGUCUUCUCUAGUAGGAAAGGUACAGUUUCCUAUAUUUGCAGAAAUUAAUUGCAUUGCAUGUGCUUAAUGUAAGCUCUCAGGUGGUCAAAACGUGACAGUAUAUACAAUACAUUGUAUACUGGAAGCAAGUAUCAGAAAGCUUGCCACAAUGUUACCUCCAUUGUAAUAUUGUCUCUGUGAUGUUUUGCUACCCACUAACUCAAAACCAUGGCCAGUUUCUUUUGAAUCAUGCUCCUUUAACAUAUCCUUUCUGAAGAAAUAUGGACAGUUAUAGUUAAACCCCUAUCAGGAAUUGCUAAAUACUAUGUUGCAGUUGUAUACUGUUUCCGCAUUUCUUACACAAAAUUAUGCACAUUUUCAUGCUUAAUAGUGUUCUUAGAAUUGUUCAAUAUCUUAUGAUUAUACAGUCAUUCUAAAAUAUUUAAACAAGAGCAUUAUUAUAAUUUUUGCUGCUUGCAUGGUAGAUAAGUAAGAUAUAUUAUUUAUGUAGAACAUUGCUCUUUAGCUACAAAUCACUUGUCUGGUCUCUCUAGGGGUGAGAAAAAGGAUGGAAAGGAGCCAUUCAGAAAGUGGUGUGGUCUUGUUGGUGAGAUCAGGUCUUUUUUUCCAAAGCAAGUCCCGUUUUUAGCACUUACAGCCACUGCUUCACCCUUGACCAGAGAUAAAAUCAUUAAAAGUUUGAGUUUAAAGACAUGUCUGGAAAUAUCAGUUAGUCCAAACAGAGAGAACAUCAAGCUGUUUGUUUUGAAGGUUACCAGUGAAAUUUCUGUAAACUUUACAUGGCUUGCCAGGGAGUUAAACGAAAAGAACGUUGCAUGUCAGCGGACAUUAAUAUAUGUCCGAGACUAUAAAACAUGUGGUGAGCUCUACCAAUUUUUCAUGAGCAGUUUGCUUGACAGGGCGUACUACCCAUAUGGUGCUGAAAAGAAGUGUACAAACAGAAUGGUGGCAAUGUAUCACAGUGGCACUUCACCUUCCAUCCAGGAUCACGUAUUACAAUCACUCAAGGAUCCAACUGGUAAGGUGCGAAUUGUGAUUGCAACAAAUGCCCUUGGAAUGGGGGUAGACGUAAAGGGAUUACACCAUGUUAUAAACUAUGGUCCUCCUCCAGACCUAGAAUCAUAUGUUCAAGAAAUGGGAAGAGCUGGUAGAGAUGGUGCAUAUUCAGAGGCAGCACUACUCUUUCAUGGAAGACAACUUCGCAAGUGUAAACCAGAGAUGCUGGAAUACACAAAGUCAAAGUCCUGCAGAAGAAGGCAAAUUCUUGAUUUUUUUAAAGUUACAAGUCAAGGAAGAAGAAUAGAGAAGAAACAUUUAUGCUGUGAUGUCUGUGCUCAAGAUUGUGCUUGUGGACAAGACUGUCCACAAAACGAGGGAACUAUGGUCUCCAAAAUGACUCUUCCAGCAGCUGAUGAUGCUCCAAGGGGCAGAAGUGUAAGUGAAAGUGAUAGAAGAGCCCUAAAGGGUCUAUUAGAGGAGUGUCAGGAAAGCAUGCGUCAGGCAGUGUUACAAUCAAGUCAGCAUUGUUUUUAUUCAAAUAUUGACCAAAUCACUGGCUUUACUGACCGCAUAAUUGAUGAUGCAACCUCAAAGUGUGAUUUUUUGUUUAGUGUUGAUGAUAUUAUUGAACAAAUUCCAGUUCUGAGUGUACAGCAUGCAUUCAAAGUGUAUGAUUGUCUUUGUGAGGUGUUUACAGACCUACAACAAGAAAGUCUGGAGCAGUAG
Porites evermanni is the source of this 2429-nucleotide messenger RNA. The record is from the annotation of a GenBank genome assembly. Lineage: Eukaryota; Metazoa; Cnidaria; Anthozoa; Scleractinia; Poritidae.